This is a messenger RNA of Linum tenue, 644 nucleotides long. The record is from the annotation of a GenBank genome assembly. NCBI's taxonomy places the organism in Eukaryota, Viridiplantae, Streptophyta, Magnoliopsida, Malpighiales, Linaceae.
CAUUUAUAAAAAUAUAAGAGAGUAACAAAAACAUGGUAUCAGAGCCCAAACCGAUCAACUACCCGAAUUAUUUAGUUCGCAAAGACUUGGAUAUUAGUUCAUACACCAUUGGAUAUCAGUUAGUAUCUACUAACAAAAUGACCAGUUAGCAGAUUAACCAGGUCGACUCCAAUGGCUUCCUUCACCUUCGCUAGAGCCACUCUCACUCGCUUGCCUGCUCUUCAUCAUACUACCGUACUACGCUUCCUUCUGCUACUCUUUCCACUCCACUGCUUCAGAUUCAACUGGUUCCGCUUCAGAAUUAUAGAGGCAUCAUCGCCAUCAGCAUCACUUCGCAACAAUGGCUAGUUCGGUCCCUGGACAAGAGAGACCCACGGCUCUUGCAGCUCCUGGAAGUCCCCCAAUCACGGCAGAUGUCGUAUCCGGAGCUUCCAAGCGCCUGCCGUCGACGGCCAGGGACGCUUGAUCGUGCUCGAGUCCCGUCCAAAUUGAGGAGGGAAUUCGGGGUCAGAACGACUUGGCAGGAGUAUGGAGGCGGCGUGUUUGCGGUCUCCGGGGACACUGUCAUUUCCUCCAACUACAAGGAUCAAAGGCUUUACAAGCAGUCUAUCAUCGGCCAAGAUUCUUCACCAUGUUGGAGCUAG